This is a messenger RNA of Anneissia japonica, 2336 nucleotides long. RefSeq lists its product as uncharacterized. The record is from RefSeq and is a predicted model, not a curated record. Bases 141 to 1832 code for a protein of 563 amino acids. NCBI's taxonomy places the organism in Eukaryota, Metazoa, Echinodermata, Crinoidea, Comatulida, Comatulidae. The transcript has 5 exons.
GCUAGACUUGGAAACUGGGCGAAUUUAUUUAGGAGCAUAGAUAGGCCCAGGCUUAGCUGUUUCCUGUUUCUUAAGUUCAUUCAUUAUUUACACGUCUAUUUUAAUAACGUCAGUCUGGUUGCAACUCAUUGAUAUGCAAUAUGGAUGCUGCAGAGAUCUUUGAGUUAACAGCAAUUGCAAUGGAAAUCUCUGCGAAGACUACAGCUUCCACUUCUGGUCUGCAAAAAAACAGUAGGAAACGAUCUCAUAAGGAAUCGGAUGAAUCAGCUGAUUCAAUGAAAUCUAAGCGUAAGAAGAAAAAACACAAGAAGAGCAGAAUCAACAAUAAGAUAUUGUCAACUGAAUUGAAAAAUUCUCAACACUCAAAACCAGAACGAAAUAAAAAUUCUGACAGUGACUCAAAGAAGAAACACAAGAAAAGGAUGUCAAUAACGUCAAUGUUUAUUCAAGGGUCAAUGGAGAUGAAGCGUUUGCCAACUCCUGGAAAAUUCUUAACCGCUGAUCAAGCUUUUGAGGAGUUCUCUUCAAGUCCUUCCAUUUAUGAUUCUAUACCAUUUGGAGAAAAGAAUAAUUUAUAUCUCUUCAUUGACAAUUAUGAAAACUUCAAGAAACGGCUUAUGAACAAACAUGCCUCAUAUCCGGAUGAUUUUAUUUGGGAUGGAUGCCAGGGAAGCACUGUCUUUAGUACGUUUAUUAGAUCUUCGCAAGGAUCUUUGAAAUCGGUAAAUUUAAAAGAUGGUCUGUACUGCAUUGAGUCACGACCUAGGAAGAAGAAAAGACUCUGGAAGCCUUUAGAUCCGCAGCCAUCACCCAAUGACAUUAUCAAGAUGAAUAGAUAUUACACAAAAUUAAAAUCCAAUUAUAAUUAUAAGAAACGGGUGACAACAUUUUUUUACAAAAACAAAUUUAAUAAUUUGGCUUUAGUAGAGUAUUGUGGAACUUAUAAUGAAGCUCAAUCUUUCAAAAGUUCAGAAGAUGUAAAAAUGCACUCAAAAAAUUUAUCAAACCUUCCUGGGAAGAGUGAUGAUAACGAUGGCAGCAUUGGGCAGGUACAAAGAGAAACUGUAAAAGAGGUUGCAUGUGAACAGACAAUAGAUAAAGAAGCUACUGAAAUAUAUAUGCCAAAGAGUUUGCCAACUCCUGGAAAAUUCUUAACCGCUGAUCAAGCUUUUGAGGAGUUCUCUACAAAUCCUUUUAUCUAUGAUUUUAUACCAUUUGGAGAAAAAAACAAUGUAUAUCUCUUCAUUGACAAUUAUGAAAACUUCAAGAGACGGAGUAUGAACAAACGGGCCUCAUAUCCAGAUGGUUUAGUUUGGGAUGGAAGCCAGGGAAGCACAGUCUUUACUACAUUUAUUAUGUCUUCACAAGGAUCUUUGAAAUCUGUAAAUUUAAAAAAUGGUCUGUACUGCACUGAGUCACGACCUAUGAAGAAGAAAAGAGUCUGGAAGCCAUUAGAUCCACAGCCGUUACCUGAUGAAAUUAUCAAGAUGAAUAGAUAUUACACAAAAUUAAAAUCCAAUUAUAAUUAUAAGAAACGGGUGACAACAUUUUUUUACAAAGACAAAUUCAAUAAUUUGGCUUUGGUGGAAUAUUGUGGAAAUUAUAAUGAAGAUGAAUCUUCCAAAAGUUCAGAGGGUGUAAAAAAGUACACAAAGAAUCGUUCAAGUGUUUCUGUUGAUAGUGAUACGGAAGAUUCCAACAUUGAGCAAAUACAAAGAGAAACUAUAAAAGAGGUUGCCUGUGAACAGACAAUAGAUGAAGAUGCUACUGAAAUAUGUAUACCGGAGACAAGUCUACUUCAAUUUCAGGAAUAUACUGAAGACAUGUCAUAGUGCAAAUACUGUACAUGUUCUUUAAUUAUAAACUUUAUUCAGUGUUAUAUUCUUUGGGAACCAUCAUUUUUAUAUUGAUAUUUUGCUCUGUCUAAUAAACUUAAAGAAUACCUAAGAUAUUAGUUAAUUGAAGUUAUCUUUUGAAAGACCAAUAAAAAAUUUAGACUUACUUGUGACGUUUCACCUACAGUACGGUUUCAGUAUCCUUAAUCAUGCGAAUGACAUAAUGGGAAUAACAUAAUGGUGUAGUGUCGUCAUCCAUCAUGGUGGCUAGUAGUGCCAUCUCUCUUCCUGUUGUCAGCUUCCGCUUGAGCUGCCCUCCGGAUAUUCGGGUGUAAUGUUGAUGGAUGAUGACACUACACUGUUACAUAAUUUACAAGAUCAAGGCUACUGAAACCAUAGGUGAAAUGUAGCAAGUAAGCCUACUGAAUUUGUAUUGGUUUAUCAAGAGAAAACUUCAAUUAAAUAUUAUUGUAUUAACAUCUUAACAACUCCCUGGUCUUA